Globicephala melas (long-finned pilot whale) is the source of this 3235-nucleotide messenger RNA. It is a transcript of the gene PRR18, whose product is annotated as proline rich 18. NCBI's taxonomy places the organism in Eukaryota, Metazoa, Chordata, Mammalia, Artiodactyla, Delphinidae. The record is from RefSeq and is a predicted model, not a curated record.
GUAAUGCAGGGACUGCUUGUAUGAAACUUUGACUUUAUGACGUAUUGCUCUGUAAUUAUUCACUGAAUUAUUCAUGUAUUCAACAAACGUUUGAAUAUCGAAGGAGUGUUUUCGUGUCUCUACCACUAGAAUCUAAGUUGACGGUGAAGCUGUCUCAUUCAUUCUGAACCACUGCUGCAGCAAUAAAUACUCUCCUUUGCUCACAGGAAUCACUCCUGAAAAGAACUUAAUGUCUGGUACUUCCUAUAUCAUGAUUUCACUGAAACUGGUCUAUUUUGCCUAUUCAGGGAAAACUAGGUUUUUAAUUUUAAAAUGACAGUCUUUCAGCAGUGGCAUCAACAUUAUAUAAAAGCAAAAGCAGGAAGAUUCCCUGAAAUGUCUUUUCCCCACCUCUGAGCUCCAGCCAGCUUUCUCCUCCGACACCGGACUGCAAGGCCGGCCCGGCCAGAGGUACCACCCGCCGCCGCCGCCUGGCCCACCAUCUUAAAGGCACCGAGAGGCUACUCAGGAUUUUCUCUCCAACGUGCAAGGACUCCGCCUAGGGCUUAGGACACGCCCGGCUCUCCCCGCCUCUGGUGGAUUAAAACUAGCCCCUGGCGGUGGAAGGCCAGCUGGGAGCCUCGCCCGGUCCAGUCGCUCGUGACACCAGCCGGGCGCAGCGGCUCCUCGCCCCGCCGCGUCCUCGGCCACCGCGCUCGGCUCCUUCUCCCGCCGGCGCGUCUGGCUCGGCGUGGCCCGGGCGGACGGUGCUCUGCCCGCCGAGCCAGGCGAGGAGACCCGAGUCGGGGCAGAGCCCCCGGCCCCAGAAGGGAGGGAGGGAGGAAGGAGAGAGGGGUGCCUUGGCGUGAAGCCCUGGCUGUGGGCGCCGGGACGUGAGGAAGCCGGAGAUGCUGCGGCCGGACCGAGGGCGCUGACGACCCGCCGGCCUGGCAGCACCAUGCCGUUCCCGCCCCUGCAGCCGCCGCCGCCCACCCCCGCCCCGGGGGUCCCGGCCGCGCGCCCACCGCCCCGGAAGCCGGGCGCCACCCGCAAGGCGGCCGUGCCCGCCUGCGCCCCGCCGGGGCCCUUGCCGCCCGCCGCGGCCGCGGAGAAGAGACGGCCCCCCGAGCGACCCCCGGUGGUGCUGUCCAGCUCCUGGCCCUCCGCCACCCUGAAGAGGCCGCCGGCCCGCCGCGCCCCCGGCCCGGCCUCCCCGCGCGCCCCGCCCCCGUCCGCGCCCGGCCGCCCGCGCGCCCCAGCUCCGUGCACGCCCCGGCCGGCCGGCUCCGGCGACGGCCCCGCGGGGGUCGCCACCUCCGGGGCCGGGCCCGACGCAGCCCUGCGCUUCUCCCUGAGCCUCACGCCCGAGGCCGUGCUGGUCAUCCAGCGGCGCCACCUGGAGAAGCAGUUGCUGGCGCGGCCCCGUCGGGCGGCGCCCGCGCCCUCGACCGACGCCGGGCGCCCGCUCGCCCCCUGGCCCCGGGCCCGGGCCGCAGGCCUCGGCCGCCGCCCGCUGCUGCCCGGCGGCCUGCAGGGCCCCGACCCCGGCCCACGGCCCGCUGACCUGCGCCCGCUGCUCAAGGUGUCGCUGCUCAACGAGCGGCACAAGUACGACGACGUGGAGUACGAGGAGGAGGUCGCGGCCGCCGACGAGGGCCUGGUGCGCAAGUGCACCGAGUGGCUGCGCGGCGUGGAGUCGGCGGCCGCCGCGCGCGAGCGGGCGGGGCCCCUGGACGCGCUGCCGCACCUGAGCUCGCUGUGACCGCGCCCCCGGGGGGACUCGGCCUCGCUGACGCCCCGCGCCCCUCCCGGCAGCCGAGGGGCCCACGCGGGACGCGGCCCACCUCCCGCGGGGGCGGACGGCCGCCGACCUCUCCCUGCCGCAAGCCGGGGCCUAUGGGUCUGCCUUCUGCACCUGCGGGCCUCUUCCACGCCCACAGGUGUCCUCGGGGCUCGUGGUCGGGGGGGGGGGGGAUGAGCGGGGGUGAAGGUGCCUCUCAGCUCCCACUCCUAAGGUUCGCGUAGGUUCCGGAGACCCUCCGCGGGGCGCGGGCCCCCGUCUGUGGGUGUCGCUCUGCGGGUGCGCUACGCCAGGUGCCCUAGUCCGAGCAGUGGGUGACAGCCACGUGUGGGUGCGGGGCGAACCAGGAGGGUGGCCGUCUGGUGCAGAGCUGGACAUGGUGCUGCACUUAGGAUUUUGCUUCUGCUGAGUAGAAACAUGUCCCGGGGACUGGAGGGUCUGGGGGCUCAAGUGAACCGAACUUCCCAACGGGAAGGGGGAGGGUAGUGACCACCAGGAAGGUCCGCCUGGAGAGUGGGCGCUGUGACGGGCACAGUGCUCGGUGGUCACAACACUGACUCGUGGGGGCUUUCGAGCCCACGUACACACACUCACAUGCUUACACUCACACACACGCACUCAGCUCUCACACUCAUACUCGUGCUCUCAUGCACACUUACCUCACACUCAUGCUCCUACAGGCACACAUCCUCACACUCACACUGGUUCACAUGCAUGCUCUUGCCGGCAGUCCUGUCUCCACUCACAAACCUCACGCGCGCGCGCACACACACAAAGCUUUCUGAAGCACAGCUGCGGGAAUUGUUUUCAGCGUCUGGGGUAAGGUGUGAGCCGGAGCGAGGCUCAGCUUCUGGAAAAUGCAUCCUCUGUACUUGAAGUGCUGCUCACAAAUGUCUUUUGUGCUACAGAAAGGAAGGGUAGGCAGAGGGAGGGGGCAAAGUGCAGAGAGCUGGACCCAGACGCAGGACAAGAUGUGCCGGGCCAGAGAGCCGCUUGUUUAGGGAGAAAAGUGGGGAGUGCAGAGCAGAUGUGUGUUUUCAGUAUUUUUAACCGCUGUGUGAAAAUCAGUGACGUGGUGGCUUUGUACAUUUGUAUAUAGUGAUUUGAGAAAAGGAAAUUUCUAUUAUUUGAACAAAGGGUGAGACUCUUCUGCCUUUCAGGGGUCAUGCUCUUCCCCACUAACUCCAGGCUGAUUUUUCUAGAUUUGUUUUUUUCCAUGCAUCUAUUUCACUCGAAGGUUGAGAAGGGGGAAAAAUGUUAUAAUCAGAUAAAGCUCGUUAUAGAACAGUGUAAUGUAUUACCUCAAUUUUGGACUUAUUUUGUAAAAGUUAAUGACUAGUUUGAUGUUUAUCUCAUUAGACUUUAAUGUGUCAAGUCUUGAUUAUAUUUACAUUGAAGCUUUACAUUUUUAAAACCCAGUUUGUAUUUUUCUUGUGGAGAUCUCUGCUCUAAUCU